GCCUAGUAUCUCUGUCUCUGUAAAUAAAACCCUAGUAUCUCUUUCUCUGUGUCUCUCUGAUCUCGCCUCUCUCGCCAACAAAACAAAACAAAACCGCAAAAAUGGAGGAAUCGCCACUGUUGAUCGCCGACACUGACGACUUCUGCUCCCAAAUAUUCUCUAAAUAUGGCUCCUCCACCGCCGAGCACCACCAGCACCUCUGCGCCGUCACCGGCGCGAUGUCCCAAACUCUCAAAGACAACAACCAGCCCCUCUCUCUCGUAGCGUACUUCGGCGCCGCCUGCUCGUCUCUCGACCGCAUCUCGUCCGAGUCGGAGCCGUCGGGUCACGCGCUCGACUCGCUCCUCGCGAUUUUGUCGCUGAUUCUGCCGGGAUUGUCGGGCGCGGUUGUGAAGAAGAAGUUUGAGCUUGUGGCGGAGCUGGUGGUUAGGGUUUUAAGAGGAAAGGAGGUGAGUGAGGUAGGGGUUGCCGCCGGGUUGAAGUGUGUGUCGUGUUUGUUGGUGGUUAGAGGGAGUGUAAGCUGGAAUGAUGUGUCGCAGCUUUACGGAAUUUUGCUUAGUUACGCCACAGAUAGUCGGAGUAAGGUAAGAAGGCAAACACAUGUAUGCCUCCGUGAUGUCCUACAAAGUUUUCAGGGUACUGCCAUUCUUGCUCCUGCUAGUGAAGCUAUAGCAAACAUUUUCGAAAGGUUUCUUUUGCUCGCUGGAGGAUCAAAUGCGAGUUCUUCGGAAGGACCUAAAGGUGCCCAGGAGGUCUUAUACAUUUUGGAUGCUCUCAGAGAUUGUCUUCCUCUAUUGUCUUUGAAGUCGUCAACCAAUAUCCUGAAGUACUAUAAAUCCCUACUGGAACUACAUCAGCCCCUUGUUACUAGGCGCAUAACUGACAGCCUAAAUGUGCUUUGUCGUCACCAGAAAGGAGAAGUUUCAGCUGAAAUGCUUCUUGAUCUGUUAGUCUCUUUAGCUGUCUUGAUCUCUACCAAUGAGACAUCUGCGGAUAGCAUGACAGUCACUGCUCGUUUACUAGACGCAGGGAUGAAAAAGGUCUUUUUGAUAAAUAGGCAAAUUUGUGUAGUUAAGCUCCCUGUGGUGUUUAGUGCUCUCGCAGAUGUUAUGGCUUCUGAACAUGAAGAACCGUUGUAUGUUGCCAUAGAGGCAUUUAAGAGCUUAAUAUGUUCAUGCAUUGAUGACACCUUAAUAAAACAAGGCGUUAAUCAGAUCAAUGAAAGCGCAAAAAUAGGAUCACGGAAGUCUGCUCCGACUAUCAUCGAGAAAGUGUGCGCAACUAUUGAGAGUUUACUCGACUAUCGAUAUGCUGCAGUCUGGGACACGUCUUUACAAGUUGUUUCAGCAAUGUUUGACAAGUUAGGUGACAGUUCUUCAUACCUAUUAAGGAGAACACUGACAAACCUGACUGACAUGCAGAAGUUGCCCGAUGAAGACUUCCCGUUCAGGAAACAGUUGCAUGAAUGUGUAGGAUCUGCUCUGGUUGCAAUGGGUCCUGAAACAUUUUUAAGCCUUCUGCCCCUCAAGUUGGAGGCCCAGGACGUGUCUCAGGUCAAUGCCUGGCUUUUUCCAAUUUUGAAGCAAUAUACUGUUGGUUCAAGUUUAAACUUCUUUACAGAGUCGAUCUUUGAUAUGAUUGGCCUAAUGAAGAAGAAGUCUGCUGUGCUUGAACAAGAAGGAAAGAUUCGUGAAGCUAGGACUGUUGAUGGACUGACUUACUCUUUGUGGUCACUGCUGCCAUCAUUCUGCAACUAUCCUCUGGAUACGGCUGAAAGUUUCAAGGAUUUAGAGAAAGCAUUAUGCGGCUCCCUACGUGAUGAACCGGAUAUUCGUGGUGUAAUAUGUUCUAGUUUGCUGAUUCUUAUUCAGCAAAACAAGAAGAUACUGGAAGGGAAUGGCGAUAUAUCUGGUACUGAAACCAACAAUCCAAGGGAGCGAGCACUUGCCAGCUAUACUCCAGAGGUUGCAGCUAAGAAUUUAAAUGCAUUGCGAUCAUCUGCUCGUGAGAUUUUGUCCGUCUUGUCAGGGAUCUUUUUAAAGACUUCCAAAGAUGAUGGUGGACUUCUUCAGGCUACAAUUGGUGAAUUCGCUUCAAUAUCAGAUAAAGUUGUGGUCUCUAGAUUUUAUACGGCUACAAUGAGGAAGCUAUUGAAGGUGACUGAAGAGGCUGGCAAAGCACAAAAUUCUAAAAGUUCGAACUCUAUGGAGGUUGAUAGCUCAUCGUCAGAAGUUCCUCUGUCAGUGGCAAGGGCACAAUUAUUUGACUUGGCAGUUUCCCUUUUGCCUGGCUUGGACCCCAAAGAGACAGAUCUUCUGUUUGUUGCAAUAGAGCCUGCGUUGAAGGAUAGUGAUGGGAUGAUUCAGAAGAAGGCAUACAAAGUUCUUUGUGUUAUUCUCAAGUCUUCUGAUGGGUUUAUUUCAAGAAAGCUUGAGGAGUUGCUUAAUAUGAUGAUAGAAGUGCUGCCUUGCCAUUUUGCAGCUAAACGUCAUAGACUUGACUGUUUGUACUACUUAAUUGAGCAUGUGUCCAAGGAUAAUUUGGAAGAGAGAAGGCAUGCUGUAAUUGCUUCCUUUUUGACGGAAAUCAUGCUUGCUUUGAAAGAGGCUAAUAAGAAAACAAGGAACAGGGCAUAUGAUAUUAUUGUGCAAAUUGGUCAUGCCUGUGGAGAUGAAAAUAGGGGCGGCAAGAAGGAAAAUUUGCGGCAGUAUUUUUACAUGGUGGCUGGAGGACUGGCUAGUGAGACCCCUCAUUCUAUCAGUGCGGCAGUAAAAGGCUUAGCUCGCUUGGCCUAUGAGUUCACUGAUUUAGUUUCCAGUGCUUAUAAUGUUCUUCCGUCAGCGCUGCUCCUCCUCCAGAGGAAAAAUAGAGAAAUAAUUAAAGCUAAUCUAGGUUUAUUGAAAGUUCUGGUAGCUAAAUCGCAUGCUGAGGGUUUGCAUGCAAAUCUAAGGACUGUAGUUGAAGGUUUACUAAACUGGCAAGAUAGUACGAAGAACCAUUUUAAAGCUAAGGUUAAACUACUACUUGAGAUGCUUGUAAAGAAAUGUGGUCUUGAUGCUGUUAGAGCAGUAAUGCCUGAAGAGCACAUGAAACUUCUUACCAAUAUAAGAAAGAUGAAGGAGAGGAAGGAGAGGAAACUUGCUGCUAAUCUAGAAGAGACCAGAUCUCAAUUCUCAAAAGCAACUACUUCACGAGCAAGCAAAUGGAAUCAUACAAAAAUAUUUUCUGAUUUUGGCGACGAAGAAGAUGAAGACAGUGAUAAUGAAUACAUGGGUGCUGAGACAGUGUCUGGUCGACAGACAAAAAAUGUGUCAGUGUUUAACUCUAAAGCAUCCACACUAAGGUCCAAGAGAAAGCGGAAAGCAGCUAAACUUUUGCCGGAAGAUUCAUAUGAUCAAAAAGAUGAUGAGCCUCUUGAUCUGCUUGAUCGGCUGAAGACAAGGGCAGCUCUUCGAUCAAGUGAACAGAAGAAGGCAGAGUCUGAUGAUGAGCUAGAGAUGGAUGCAGAAGGUCGACUGAUAAUCCACGAGGAGGGACAGAAACCAAAAAGAGAGAUGCCCUCUGAACCUGACUCAGAGUCAAGAAGUCAAGCAGGUAGCCAUGUGUCUGAGAACUCCAAAAAAGCUCAAAAGCGUAGGAAAACCUCAGAGUCUGGGUGGGCCAACACAGGGUCGGAGUAUGCCAGCAAAAAGGCUGCUGGUGAUGUGAAGAGAAAGAAUAAGCUUGAACCUUAUGCUUAUUGGCCACUUGAUAGAAAGAUGGUGAGUCGUAGGCCUGAGCAGAGGGCAGCUGCACGAAAAGGUAUGUCAAGCGUGGUAAAGCUGACCAAGAAAUUCGAAGGCAAGAGCGUCUCAAAUGCACUGUCAGUUAAGAUCAAGAGGGGUAAGAAGAAAGCAAACAAGAAAAACAGAUAAUGGAUGGAAAAGAACUAGGUCUGAGGACGAGUACAACUAAAGCUGGCCCGCAGUAUAUUGGUGUAGGGCUGUAAAAUGAUCCGGUUGAUCCCGGGUACCCCUCUGCUCAAGUACCGGAUCAUAUUAUUUUUAGCGUGUCCAGAUUUGGGUCCGGGAUCGUUUUAUUCGGAUAUAAACCGAUCCCGGGUAUUUGAGUUUCGGAUCUGAACCCAAUAUGAUCUAGUAUAAUAUAUUCAAUUUUUUAA
Daucus carota subsp. sativus is the source of this 4159-nucleotide messenger RNA. RefSeq lists its product as uncharacterized. The transcript has 18 exons. The coding region runs from base 102 to 3914 and encodes 1270 amino acids. The record is from RefSeq and is a predicted model, not a curated record. NCBI's taxonomy places the organism in Eukaryota, Viridiplantae, Streptophyta, Magnoliopsida, Apiales, Apiaceae.